This is a messenger RNA of Botrytis porri, 600 nucleotides long. RefSeq lists its product as uncharacterized. The transcript is spliced from 2 exons. Lineage: Eukaryota; Fungi; Ascomycota; Leotiomycetes; Helotiales; Sclerotiniaceae. The record is from RefSeq and is a predicted model, not a curated record. Bases 1 to 600 code for a protein of 199 amino acids.
AUGUCACGAACACACAAGCCUAGCACCGCUUUAGCCGAAAGAACUUCUAUAGAUGACUAUGAUUCAUUUUUGCUUCCUAUUUACACUUAUUUCGCAGAAUACGAGGACCACCGGGAGCGACUUCGCAUGAGACAGAUUUAUUGGAUUCCCACCAGCCAUGAUGAAUUGCAGGGCAAUGGAGUUGUAUUUCUGAGCCAAGUGCACAAACUGAUGGCCGAUGGAAAGACAUUUCCCAAACCCAAGGAAGGGUUGCGAACAAUGUUUCACAUCAACUCCAAAAAUCGCCAUGGGCUUUUCAAAUCAAUCGAUUUAUUAUAUCUUGGCAAAUCUAUCUGGAGCAAAAUGAGCGGACGCCAUCAGGUGGGCAUUUUGCGUUUCUGGGAGACGAGAGAGAUGUAUCUAAACGGUAUAGCCUUUCUUGAUCUUCUAAAGGAAGAUAGAAUCAUUGAGGAUAGUUACGAAUCUUCAAAAGUGUACUUUCAGAGAGACUUUGAAAACGAAUGUAAAGAGAUGCGCGAGAAAAUGAAAAAACUCAAAGCCGCACAGCUGGGAAAUAUUAGUCCAAACCAAAAAGAUGCGAAGAAAUCGCACCCUGGAUAG